Messenger RNA from Papilio polytes (common Mormon), 622 nucleotides. RefSeq lists its product as uncharacterized. Bases 284 to 622 code for a protein of 112 amino acids. NCBI's taxonomy places the organism in Eukaryota, Metazoa, Arthropoda, Insecta, Lepidoptera, Papilionidae. The transcript is spliced from 5 exons. The record is from RefSeq and is a predicted model, not a curated record.
CAGUCUAAACGCGACGCCGUUCAAAACGGUUGCUUUGAAAAAUGUUUUAAAUAAGUCUAUCAAACGUUGUUAUGAUUUAAUUGUAGUUGAAUAACAGUUAUUAUAAAUAGCAGUUGUAAAUAUGUAUGUAAUGCAAGUAUAGUUCAGUGAUUGUAACGCGACUUCGUGACAUGUGUUCGAGGGUACAGUUUUGAAAUAGUUUAGUGUACGGAUGUUGUAAAGUUGCAAAAAGUGUUCGAGAAAACGGAAAUUUUAUUUGAACGUUAUAUGUUAGGUUCACGAGAUGUCGCUAGCCGACGUGAGGUCGGCGCGCAGUUCGCCCGCUCCGGAUGCCUGCCCAGAAUGCGAUACUAGCGCCUCAGUUACAUCAGAUUUGCAUAAGUACCAAGUGGCGUGUACAUGCAAGCCAUCGAAUGCGCAGUACGCAUGUGCGGACGACCCAGGCCCCCCGCCGCCCGCGAAGACGGACACCCCACCCGCCUUACCCCCGCGACCGCCUACAAGUGUACUUGCUGCCACCAACAGACGGACCAAUGCGUCAGUGGGCUGCAAUGGUACUGACAACUCCUGCAGGCGUCGUAAGUACGCGUGGUGGUGCGUUGGUUGCGGUGCUUGGUGCUAA